Messenger RNA from Colletotrichum scovillei, 1296 nucleotides. RefSeq lists its product as uncharacterized. Bases 1 to 1296 code for a protein of 431 amino acids. The record is from RefSeq and is a predicted model, not a curated record. The transcript is spliced from 4 exons. Lineage: Eukaryota; Fungi; Ascomycota; Sordariomycetes; Glomerellales; Glomerellaceae. Gene Ontology annotation, molecular function: sarcosine oxidase activity; saccharopine oxidase activity; flavin adenine dinucleotide binding.
AUGGCCAAGCCAUCCAUCCUCAUUGUAGGCGGAGGUGUCUUUGGUACCUCCACAGCCUACCACCUCUCACAAAGAGGAUAUGAAAACGUCACGGUGCUUGAUCGCUUCGACGCACCCUCCAAAGACUCUGCGGCCACCGACCUGAACAAGGUCGUACGCGCUGACUACCCUAACCCGUUAUACGCGAAGCUAGGCAUGGAGAGCAUGCAGGAGUGGAAGAACCCCAAAUCCAUCUUCGCAGGGAUGUAUCGCGAGAGCGGCUGGGUCAUGGCGGGCCACGGCCUGACGCGGGGAUGGCUCAAUAGCGCCAUGGAGACAGCCAAGAAGGCGGGUCGCGAGGGGGUGCGGUUCAUGACGGCCGGGGAGAUGAAAACGAGGUGGCCCGCUCUGACGGGGGAGUUCCCGGACUGGACCAACUUGUGGAGUCCUGCGGCUGGCUGGGUGCCGUCCGGACAAGCGCUGUUAAGAAUGGCAAACGCCGCCAAGUCACAGGGGGUCAAAUACGUCUGUGGAGAAUCCGGUUAUGCCAAGAAGCUCGUGUUAGACGGCAACGGGAAGUGCGAGGGUGUCUUAGCCGCAGACGGGACACUGCACGUGGCGGACAUAGUUGUGUUGUCCACAGGUGCCAAUACCGCGACCCUAGUUGAUGCGAAGAAAGAAGUGGUGGCACAAACAUCAGUCAUCUGUGUGAUGAAGCUGGAGCCGCACGAGAUCGAAAAGUACAAGGAUAUGCCAAUCAUCGAUGACUUCGAGCAAGGCAUCAUCUUUCCACCAGAUGAGAAUGGCUUAAUCAAGCUAUGCAGUUGCAGAUGUCUCACAAAUUAUCGCAACAGAUAUGUUCCAGGGGCUUCCAUCCUCCACUCUUUAGGCGAUUAUCCAGACGACGGAUGCCCUAAGGAAGUCGAAGAUGAAAUGCGUACGUUUGUUAGAGAGAUGAUCCCAGAGCUGGCUGACCGGCCGUUCAUCUCUUCCAAAAUGUGCUGGGACGGUCUAGCCGGUGAUCUCAACUUCAGAAUCUGCCCUUACCCCGAAACUCAGAACUUGUUCGUCGCUACGAUUGGAUCAAAUCACGGAUUCAAGUUCCUCCCAAUCAUUGGCAAGUACGUCGCUGACAUGCUCGAGGGGAAAUUGGGUAAGGAAUGGCAGGAUCUGUGGGCUUGGAAGUUUGGAAAGGUUCCUGAUGAUUUUCAAGAUCCUCACCCAUGGCCGCUCCGCGAUAUCUCAGACUUAUCAGGCUGGAAAGGCCGGAAUGCGGCUGGUGAUGGCAAACUCCCUUGGACAUGGAGUCGCCUCUAG